This is a messenger RNA of Frieseomelitta varia, 2139 nucleotides long. RefSeq names its product proton-coupled amino acid transporter-like protein pathetic (gene path). Gene Ontology annotation, biological process: amino acid transmembrane transport. Lineage: Eukaryota; Metazoa; Arthropoda; Insecta; Hymenoptera; Apidae. Gene Ontology annotation, cellular component: vacuolar membrane. The transcript is spliced from 10 exons. The coding region runs from base 309 to 1706 and encodes 465 amino acids. Gene Ontology annotation, molecular function: amino acid transmembrane transporter activity. The record is from RefSeq and is a predicted model, not a curated record.
UUUAUUCACGUUUAUUCUUGUCUGAACGGCGGUCUCCUGCAGUCAGUGUUUCGCGGUAGUAUACGGUGGUACACGUAGCAAGAGCCGCUCACAGUGUGCUUUGUGACUUGCUACACAGUGUCACAUUCGUAUCUUAAUAAAUCCACCGUACGAGCCGGCAUUUGCCAGAAAUGAAGUAACGUCGAGCUACGAGAUUCACCCGUACAUGCCACGUUCUUCUUUACACACCAUAAAAUCACCAAGCAUUCGUGUGCUUAACGGCAGAUAACGUAUAUUAGUUAAACCAGGACACAUACGGACACAUUAAAAUGGAUAACAAAGCGCCGACGGAAAUGGACACUUUCCUGCCCCAAGAUGGGUCCAUGGAUGGUGUAUUGUCCAAAUACAAAGUGCAAGUCGCUAUACGAGAUAUAGAAACCGGGCAGGGUGAUGGAAAAAGCUUCGACCCCUUUAGUGAACGAAGAAUUGAUAACCCGACGACGGACGGUGAUACGUUAACACACUUACUAAAAGCAGCACUUGGAACGGGUAUAUUAUCCAUGCCAAUUGCUUUUAAAAAUGCUGGGCUUGUCGUCGGUGUAUUUGCCACAGUUCUAGUGGCGUUUGUGUGCACACAUUGUGCAUAUAUUUUGGUAAAAUGUGCACAUGUUCUUUAUUACAAAACGAGGCGCACAGAGAUGAGUUUUGCAGAUGUAGCAGAAGUAGCAUUUGCUACGGGGCCGCAAUGGGGUAGAAAAUUUUCAAAGCCAAUCAGGUACCUCAUACAGAUUAGUUUAUUUGCAACAUACUUUGGCACCUGCAGUGUGUACACAGUUAUCGUUGCUGCGAAUUUUAAUCAAAUUAUUAAGCAUUAUCAUGCGGAAUCUGAGAUCAGUCUCCGGCUGAUGGCAGCCUGUUUAUUGAUUCCAAUGAUACUCCUUAGUUGGAUUCCGAAUUUGAAAUAUCUUGCACCUGUUUCCAUGGUGGCCAAUAUAUUUAUGGGAUCAGGUUUAGGAAUAACAUUUUAUUAUUUAGUCUGGGACAUGCCACCCAUUACGUCUGUGCCUUUAUUCGCGUCCAUCGAGGACUUCCCACGAUUCUUCAGCAUUACUAUCUUCGCAAUGGAAGCAAUAGGAGUUGUAAUGCCAUUGGAAAAUAACAUGAAAACACCCCAACAUUUUGUUGGAAUUUGUGGUGUUCUUAAUAAAGGAAUGUCCGGAGUUACGCUUAUCUAUAUUUUACUCGGAUUCUUAGGAUAUGUAAAAUAUCAGGACCAAACUUUAGAUAGUAUCACAUUAAAUCUACCAACAGAAGAAGUAGCGGCUCAAGUUGUAAAAAUAUUAAUAGCUCUUGCCGUUUAUUGUACAUUUGGACUACAAUUUUACGUUUGCCUUGAUAUUGCAUGGAAUGGUAUAAAAGAUCGAUUUCAGAAAAAGCCACUGUUAGCAAAUUACAUUUUAAGAACAGUUAUGGUCACAGGAGCAGUCUUACUGGCUGUGAUUGUACCAACUAUCGAACCUUUUAUUGGAUUGAUUGGUGCAUUUUGUUUUUCAAUAUUGGGACUCCUAAUUCCUGUGUUCGUCGAAACUGUAACUUAUUGGGAUGUUGGUUUUGGACCUGGAAAUUGGGUAGCACUGAAAAAUAUAAUCAUAUGCAUCAUUGGUCUCAUGGCCUUAGUUUUUGGAUCUCGCAGCGCAUUAUUACAAAUCGCGGCACUUUACAGUUAAGAAAAAUUGGUUUUCCAAUAGAUAUUCCAAUAUCCCUAACUUCAGAACUGUUUGGGAGUCAUUUGACAGAUUUUAAUGCAAUAAAUUUCUGAUAAUUUUAUUCUUUUAUGCAGACAAUCAUGAAAAUCAAAAUCGGAUGUAAAUUUAAAAUAUUAAUUUAUCUUAUAAGAUAUAUUUAAUUAGAAAUUUGGAAAAAUUUAUAUCAAAGAUUUAGAUACAAUUAUAUUAUGCUUACAAGAAGUGCUCUAGUAAGAUAGAUUGAAUUUUAACCAAUAUAAUAUCAGUUGUUGUGCAAAUGAAAGCUUGAAGAAUGAGAAGUUCGAAAAGCGACAUUCGAUAUAGUCAAAAUAAUAACCUGUGCACAAACAACGUAUGUUAUAGGGUGAGGAAGGUUAUAUGAAAAGAUUUAAUGAUUAUCAAAUGACUAAUUUCA